Molecule: messenger RNA, 1311 nt
Organism: Trematosphaeria pertusa
Lineage: Eukaryota; Fungi; Ascomycota; Dothideomycetes; Pleosporales; Trematosphaeriaceae
Exons: 2
Coding region: 1-1311 (436 amino acids)
Source: RefSeq, a predicted model, not a curated record
AUGUCCCUUACAAAGCUUCCAAAUGAGAUCUACGACGAGAUCUUUGCUUAUCUCGAGCACAUGGCCGACAUCUUCAGCAUUUGCGCGACGCACUCCACCUUCAAAGCCUCGGCACAGCGGCGUCUAUUCAAGUCUGUACAACUGCCCGUGGAGCGGUAUGUCGAAUUGAGAAAAUGCAAGCUCUUCUUACGGACCAUCAAGGCGAGUCCAGAGCUAGCAGUCUUUGUUCGAUGUGUUCAGCUGGAUAUUUCAGAGCAAAGGAUAGACGAACAACACCUCAUUCCAGAUAUUCUGGGAAAGCUGCCGCAACUGGAGGAGAUUUGUUUCACCUUCCCUGAGGGUCCAGGCAACUCUGUACUGUAUCAAGCACAGAUCCAGGGAUUAUACAAUGGGGUCAAGAAUACGUGCGCUCCGAAGGUUGUCAUACGAAGUUCCUGUCCCAUCGUCGUCUCGAAGUUGAUGCAGAUUCCGUCUGCUAAAGAGAUCGUGAUCAGGCCUGAGUGUGUCAUGAAUCCGCCAUCGUACCACGCUCGGCAUCCAGCAUAUUCCUGGGAAGAACCCGUAAUUCUACCGAACCUCUGCGGCAUCGAUCUGAGCAGCUUCCGCGUCAACCCGCUCGAAAUCUCCAAGAUCUGCAUGCAUGCCAUCAAUCUUAGGCGAUUCAACGCCACGGUUCCGAGAUCGGUUCUCCCAAACGCCAUUGUAGAUGCCCUAACCCCGGUCUGCGGGACCCUUCAGUCACUCGAGCUACAACAUCCCUCACGGUGCAGCAUCUCGGCGCCAACCCAUCGGACCCAGGCGGACUUCUCCACCUUUUCAGCGCUCAAAUCCUUACGCGUCCCAUCGACGAUGUGGUUUCCAACGGUCCAGUGUGGCUUCAACCAGCGCGAGGACACAGGGUUUGCAUGGAAGCAUGGGAACCGCCCCGACAUCUCAGCACUCCUUCCUCCAAGCCUUGAGACUCUCGACAUCCGGUUUGCAUGGCCCACGGGGAUCUUCGCUAUGGGAGGGAACUAUCAGCGCCAGUUCCUAGCCCUGCCGGACGCACUUCAAGCCAAAGGGUUCCACUGGAUCAUGGAGCUCACGGCGUCCGCCGGUUGCAGACACGUUCGACUGAUCGAAGAGGAUUCCCACGCCGAUUGCGAUAAUGGCGGGGCUACGCCGUUCUGGGGGCAUCCUCGCCGCCAGCCGCUAGCUCAGAGGGCGUUCCUUGCCCCGAGAGCCGUGAAGGACGUGUUUGAUGCGGCUGGCGUGACGUUGGACAUUAAAGUGUACGAGCGGGAGGAGUGGAAGCGAAAGAGGACUGACUAG